Messenger RNA from Tachyglossus aculeatus (Australian echidna), 4174 nucleotides. RefSeq names its product oxoglutarate dehydrogenase (gene OGDH). The coding region runs from base 79 to 3195 and encodes 1038 amino acids. The record is from RefSeq and is a predicted model, not a curated record. Lineage: Eukaryota; Metazoa; Chordata; Mammalia; Monotremata; Tachyglossidae. Gene Ontology annotation, molecular function: oxoglutarate dehydrogenase (succinyl-transferring) activity; thiamine pyrophosphate binding. The transcript has 24 exons. Gene Ontology annotation, biological process: tricarboxylic acid cycle. Gene Ontology annotation, cellular component: oxoglutarate dehydrogenase complex; mitochondrion.
GCCGGGAGCGGCGGGCUCGGAGCCUCAUUCCCGGGUGGAGCCGGAGCCGGAGCCAGCAGAACAUCAGGACGAGCCAAGAUGUUCCACGUCCGGACCUGCGCCGCGAAGCUGAGGCCGCUGACGACCUCACAGACUGUUCAGACGCUGGCCCACGGCCGGCUUACGGCCACAGCGGCCACCAGGACGUUCCCCCACAUCAGGUGCUACAGCGCACCUGGGGCUGCUGAGCCCUUUCUCAGCGGGACUAGUUCCAACUAUGUGGAGGAAAUGUACUAUGCUUGGUUGGAAAACCCCAAGAGUGUCCACAAGUCCUGGGACAUAUUUUUUCGCAAUGCCAAUGCCGGAGCCCCCCCGGGUACAGCCUACCAAAGCCCCCCUCCCCUGAGCAGCGCCAUGUCCGUGCUGGGCCAGGCUCAGGCCCUGGUCCAGGCCCAGCCCAACGUGGAUAAACUGGUGGAGGACCACCUGGCUGUGCAGUCGCUCAUCCGGGCCUAUCAGAUCCGAGGGCACCAUGUGGCCCAGCUGGACCCCCUGGGGAUCCUGGACGCCGAUCUGGACUCGUCCGUCCCAGCAGACAUAAUCACAUCCUCAGACCGACUGGACCUUGCAGGGUUCAAGGAGCGGCUGAGAUUGCUCACCGUAGGAGGGUUCUACGGCCUGGACGAGUCAGACCUGGACAAGGUCUUCCACCUGCCCACUACCACUUUCAUUGGAGGGACGGAGUCGGCCCUUCCUCUCCGGGAGAUUAUCCGGCGCCUGGAGAUGGCCUAUUGCCAGCACAUCGGUGUGGAGUUCAUGUUCAUCAACGACCUGGAGCAGUGCCAGUGGAUCCGGGAGAAGUUUGAGACUCCGGGCGUCAUGCAGUUCAGCAGCGAGGAGAAGCGCACCUUGCUGGCGAGGCUGGUGCGGUCAACCAGGUUCGAGGAGUUCCUUCAGCGGAAGUGGUCCUCCGAGAAGCGGUUCGGUUUGGAGGGCUGCGAGGUGCUCAUCCCGGCGCUGAAGACCAUCAUCGACAAGUCGAGCGAGAACGGGGUGGACUACGUCAUCAUGGGGAUGCCGCACAGGGGCCGCCUAAACGUCCUGGCCAACGUGAUCCGGAAGGAGCUGGAGCAGAUUUUUUGUCAGUUUGACUCAAAGUUGGAGGCGGCAGAUGAGGGCUCCGGCGAUGUCAAGUACCACCUGGGCAUGUACCACCGGAGGAUCAACCGUGUGACCGACAGGAACAUCACCCUGUCGCUGGUGGCCAACCCCUCCCACCUAGAAGCAGCCGACCCCGUGGUCAUGGGCAAGACCAAGGCAGAGCAGUUCUACUGCGGGGACAGCGAGGGGAAAAAGGUGAUGUCCAUCUUGAUCCACGGAGACGCCGCAUUUGCCGGGCAGGGCAUCGUGUAUGAGACUUUUCACCUGAGCGACCUGCCCUCCUACACGACCCACGGCACUGUCCACGUGGUGGUCAACAACCAGAUCGGCUUCACCACCGACCCCCGCAUGGCUCGCUCCUCCCCGUAUCCCACCGACGUGGCUCGGGUGGUCAACGCCCCCAUCUUCCACGUCAACGCCGACGACCCCGAGGCCGUGGUCUACGUGUGCAACGUGGCGGCCGAGUGGAGGAGCACGUUCCACAAGGAUGUGGUGGUGGACCUGGUGUGCUACCGGCGCAACGGCCACAACGAGAUGGACGAGCCCAUGUUUACGCAGCCGCUGAUGUACAAGCAGAUCCGCAAGCAGAAGCCCGUGCUGCAGAAAUACGCCGAGACGCUCGUGGAGCAGGGCGUCGUCAACCAGCCCGAGUAUGAGGAGGAGAUCUCCAAGUACGAUAAGAUCUGUGAGGAGGCCUUCUCCAGAUCAAAGGAUGAGAAGAUCCUGCACAUCAAACACUGGCUGGAUUCCCCCUGGCCCGGUUUCUUCACCCUGGACGGUCAGCCCCGAAGCAUGGCCUGCCCUUCGACUGGCCUGACCGAGGAGGACCUGGCCCAUAUAGGCAAAGUAGCCAGCUCUGUGCCCGUGGAAGACUUCACCAUUCACGGAGGACUGAGCCGCAUCCUGAAGACGCGUGGGGAGAUGGUGAAGCAACGGAUGGUGGACUGGGCCCUGGCCGAGUACAUGGCCUUCGGCUCGCUCCUCAAGGAGGGCAUCCACAUCCGGCUGAGCGGGCAGGACGUCGAGAGGGGCACCUUCAGCCACCGGCACCACGUGCUGCACGAUCAGAACGUCGACAAGAGGACCUGCAUCCCCAUGAACCACUUGUGGCCCAACCAAGCGCCCUACACCGUCUGCAAUAGCUCCCUGUCCGAGUACGGGGUUCUGGGCUUCGAGCUGGGCUUCGCCAUGGCCAGCCCCAACGCCCUAGUCCUGUGGGAGGCCCAGUUUGGGGACUUCCACAAUACGGCCCAGUGCAUCAUCGACCAGUUCAUCAGCCCGGGGCAGGCCAAGUGGGUGCGGCAGAACGGUAUCGUGCUGCUCCUGCCCCAUGGCAUGGAGGGCAUGGGUCCGGAGCAUUCGUCGGCCAGACCGGAGCGCUUCCUGCAGAUGUGCAACGAUGACCCCGACGUCUUCCCGAAACUGGAUGACUUUGAUGUGCGUCAGUUGUACGACUGCAACUGGAUCGUGGUGAAUUGCUCUACGCCCGCCAACUUCUUUCACGUCCUGCGGCGGCAGAUCCUCCUGCCCUUCCGAAAGCCGCUGAUCGUCUUCACGCCCAAGUCCCUGUUGCGCCACCCCGAAGCCCGCUCAGGCUUCGAAGACAUGCUGCCGGGCACCCACUUCCUGCGCAUCAUCCCGGACAGCGGGCCUGCCUCCCAGGACCCCGGCCACGUCAAGCGGCUGCUCUUCUGCACCGGCAAAGUUUACUAUGACCUCACACGCGAGCGUAAGGCUCGCAACAUGGAGGCAGAGGUGGCCAUCACCCGCGUCGAGCAGCUGUCGCCGUUCCCCUUCGACCUGCUGCAGAAGGAGGCUCUCAAGUACCCCAACGCGGAGCUGGCCUGGUGCCAGGAAGAGCACAAGAACCAGGGCUACUACGACUACGUCAAGCCGCGACUGCGGACCACCAUCGACCGCCUCAAGCCCGUCUGGUACGCCGGCCGCGAGCCUGCCGCCGCCCCCGCCACGGGCAACAAGAAGACCCACCUGACAGAGCUGCAGCGUCUCCUAGAGACAGCCUUCAACCUGGACUCUUUCAAGGGCUUGUCCUAGGCGCCGGCUCCGUCUGUCUGUCCGUCUGUCCUGCCUGCCCAACUCUCCUGAGCUCCACCACACUGCCCCCGCCCCCCACCCGGCGGGGCCCCUGGCCUCUUCACCGCUCCAUCCUCUAUGUCACCCGACCCCCGGCACCCCCCAGGCGGCCUUGGCAAGGGGAGUGCCUGGGCUGCCAGUCCAAUUAGUCUCACCUCACUCCUGGGCCACCAGCCUGCCUGGGGAGGGGCGGGGGUGAAGUAGGGGGAGGGAAAGGGGCUAGGGCCGGGCGGGGGGCUGAGCUGCACUUUGUCGGGCCUCAGACAGCUGUUGCUCCCACCGUGCGAGGGGGUGUGAGGUCUUAGCGUGGGGAGGAGCUGCAGCCUCAUCCACUCUGGAUCCACACCUCCACGCUUCCUCCCUGAGCUCUCCCCUGGGCUCUGCAUGUGGUCUCCGUGCCCCAUCCACUCCACGUGGCUCCCUGGGGCCGGGAGCCCCCGUCCAUCGCCGUCACGCCCUCCUCACUGCCGCCUCUGACCCCGGCUCUGGGGUAGGGGAGUUCUACUCCCAGCAGGAAAACACCGACUAUUACUAAAGCCACCGGCCUCCGGCGCCCCUGUCCCCGCUCGGCCUGGCCCACUGGGGAAGCCCCUUGGUCUCCAUCUCUGUCUCCCGUCCUGUUCUAGUCUGUCGCCCUCUCUGCGGCGCACUGAACCUCUUUUAAGGCUCAGGGAGAAGCGGAGGAGUGCCAGCUGGCUUCCGUCCUGUGCCAACCCCCCCGUCCCCGUCGUCGUCAACCCCACCACCCCACCCGGAGCGGAGGGCCUAGCAGGAGCCCGGGCAGGCAGGGAUUUGGGCAGCCCCUCAAUCACCACUUCCACCCCGUCCCGUGACAGAUCUGAUUUAUUUAUUUUGUUUAAAAAAAACAACAAAACCAACCCAACCCAGCUUUACGUUGUAUUUGGCUUCACAAUCCAAUAAAGUUCUCCUUGGGCCUGUG